AAAACACGUGAAUCUGCUGCUGAUCGUCCAUCUUCUGAUACUCAUUCUUCUGAACUUCCUCCUACUGUUGUUGAACCUACUGCUCCUGUACCUUCUGGUGAGAGUGUUGGUGCGUCUGCAAGUGCAGCUCCACCUGAAGCCAACAGUAACACUGACGCAGAUGGCAAUUCAACCAAAGCGGACGAUGACGCAACACAAGCGCCUUCAAACACUUCAGAGAAAGAAAGUAACGAUGGUUCUGAAACAACAGAGAACGGUAAUAUAUCUGAAGGGGGUGAAUCAACAAGUAACCAAACUGAAGGUGAUGCGGUAAAUACAGCUACAACCACCACCACCACCACAACAACAACAACACUUCCUCCUGAACUCACAAACAACAAGAAGGGUGAUGCAGACAGCAGCAGCAGUAUCAGCAGUUCUGUGUGGGUGCGUGUACCACUACUUAUUGUGACUGUGUUGUUCUCUGCUAUUGUAUACUGA
Molecule: messenger RNA, 480 nt
Organism: Trypanosoma theileri
Lineage: Eukaryota; Euglenozoa; Kinetoplastea; Trypanosomatida; Trypanosomatidae
Exons: 1
Source: RefSeq, a predicted model, not a curated record